GUAAGCACACCAAGCGGAUUACUUGUGGCUGUUGGAGUACUGAAAACCUUCUGGCUCUAGGUGGUGAAGACAAAAUGAUUACUAUAAGCAAUCAGGAAGGAGAUACAAUAAGACAGACCUCAGUGAGCUCAGAUCCCAGUGAUAUGCAGUUCUCAGUUAUGAAGACUGAUGAAAGAAUAUCAACCACAGAAAGCACAGUUAGUGUAGUGGUCGGCAAGAAGACUCUCUUUCUUUUUAACUUGAAUGAUCCUGAUAACCCCAUUGAUCUGAAAUUUCAGCAGCCUUAUGGCAGUAUUGUAACCUACAAAUGGUAUGGUGAUGGCUACAUAAUGAUUGGCUUCUCACGAGGGUAUUUUGUAGUCAUUUCUACACACAUUCGUGAGAUAGGUCAAGAAAUCUUUCAAGCUCAUAACCACAAGGACAAUCUAAGCAGCAUUGCUAUAUCCCAGUCAUUAAACAAAGCUGCAUCAUGUGGAGACAAUUGCAUUAAAAUCCAUGAUCUGUCAGACCUGAGACAAAUGUAUGCCAUAAUAAACUUGGAUGAUGAAAACAAAGGUGUAGAUCAGCUGGCUUGGACAGAUGAUGGACAGUUGUUGGCACUAUCUACACAAAGAGGAUCCCUCCACAUUUUCUUGACAAAGCUUCCAAUCCUUGGAGAUGCUUGUGGCACACGGAUUGCAUACCUCACUUCUCUCCUUGAAGUCACUAUAGCCAACCAUGUGGAGCAAGAGGAACCAGUCACAGUCUCUGUUGAAGUAGAGCCCAGUUUUGUUGCUAUUGGUGUUUAUCAUUUGGCUGUAGGAAUGAACAAUCGAGCUUGGUUUUAUGGACUUGGAGUGAACAAUGUAAAAAAGCUUAAAGAUGUGGAGUACCUGGGGACAGUAGCGAGUAUGCGCCUUAAUUCUGAUUAUGCUGCUGCUUUCUUUGAGGGUAAAGUCCAGUUGCAUAUGAUAGAAAGUGAAGGUUUGGAUUCUCAGGAAGAACGAGAAACUCGUCUCUUCCCAGCAGAUGAUGAUAAAUACAGAAUUUUGUGUCAUGCUUUAACUAAUGACUUCCUCAUAUAUGGUACAGAUACUGGAGUUAUUCAUUAUUUCUACAUAGAAGACUGGCAGUAUGUGAAUGAGUAUCGGCAUUCUGUCAGUGUAAGGAAAAUUUUUCCAGAUCCCAGUGGAACCAGAUUGGCUUUCAUAGAUGACAAAAGUGAUGGCUUUGUCUACUGCCCAGCAAAUGAUAGAUUAUACGAGAUUCCAAACUUCUCACCAACUAUUAAAGGAAUCCUGUGGGAAAACUGGCCAAUGGAUAAAGGGGUUUUUGUUGCUUUUGAUGAUGAUAAAGUGUACACUUAUGUUUUUCAUAAGGAUGCCAUUCAAGGAUCAAAGAUUAUUUUGGCAGGUGGCACAGAAGUCCCCUUUUCCCAUAAACCUUUGCUGUUGUAUAAUGGAGAAUUAACUUGUCAGACUCAGAGUGGAAAAACAAACAGUAUCUGUCUCAGCACUCACAGUUUCCUUGGCAAUCUAAAAGACUUUGGACCUAAAGAGCUGACACGAAUGCUUACUCAGACUUUAAUGUUGAAAAGAUUUUCUGAAGCAUGGGAGGUGUGCAGGCUUCUGAAUGACAAGUCUGGUUGGAAUGAGCUGGCCAAAGCUUGCUUGCAUCACAUGGAGGUGGACUUUGCAAUACGAGUUUAUCGGACUUCUGGUAAUGCUGGGAUGGUGAUGUCACUGGAGCAAAUAAAGGGGAUAGAAGACCGCAACCUUUUAGCAGGACAUCUCGCCAUGUUCACUAAUGAUUUUAAUCUGGCUCAGGACUUAUAUCUAGCAUCCUCCUGUCCUAUUGCUGCACUUGAGAUGAGAAAAGACUUGCAGCACUGGGACAGUGCACUUCAGCUGGCUAAACGUUUGGCCCCAGACCAAAUCCCUUUCAUAUCAAAGGAAUAUGCAGCACAGCUGGAAUUCACGGGUGAUUAUGUUAAUGCCCUGGCACAUUAUGAGAAGGGAAUCACUGGAAACAAUAAGGAACAUGAUGAAGCUUGCCUUGCCGGGGUGGCUCAGAUGUCCAUUCGGAUGGGAGACAUCCGGCGAGGGGUGAACCAGGCCAUUAAACAUCCCAGCAGGUUACUCAAAAGAGACUGUGGAGCUAUUCUGGAGAGUAUGAAGCAAUUUUCAGAAGCUGCUCAGCUGUAUGAAAAGGGCCAGUAUUAUGACAAGGCAGCAUCAGUGUACAUCAGAUGUAAAAAUUGGGCAAAAGUUGGUGAACUUCUUCCUCAUGUUUCAUCUCCAAAGAUUCACCUACAAUAUGCAAAGGCCAAAGAAGCAGAUGGCAGGUACAAGGAAGCUGUGAUAGCUUAUGAGCAUGCAAAGCAGUGGGACAGUGUAAUUCGACUAUAUUUGGAUCACCUUAAUAAUCCUGAAAAGGCUGUUACCAUUGUGAGAGAAACACAAUCUCUUGAGGGAGCAAAGAUGGUGGCCAGAUUCUUUCUGCAGCUUGGGGACUAUGGUUCUGCCAUCCAGUUCCUGGUCAUGUCCAAAUGCAAUAACGAAGCCUUCACGUUAGCUCAACAGCACAACAAGAUGGAGAUCUAUGCUGAUAUCAUCAGUUCUGAAAGUACCACAAAUGAAGAUUAUCAGAGCAUUGCACUGUAUUUUGAAGGAGAAAAGAAACAUUUUCAGGCUGGAAAAUUUUUCUUGCUGUGUGGUCAGUAUGGACGGGCAUUGAAGCACUUCAUGGAAAGUCCAAGCACAGAAGAUAACUUGGCUAUAGAAAUGGCAAUUGAAACAGUGGGACAGGCAAAAGAUGAAGCCCUAACAAAUCAGCUGAUAGACUACCUUAUGGGAGAGACUGAUGGCAUGCCCAAGGAUGCCAAGUACCUCUUCCGCUUGUACAUGGCACUAAAGCAAUACAGGGAAGCUGCCAGGACUGCCAUCAUCAUUGCCAGGGAGGAGCAGUGCUCAGGGAACUACCGCAAUGCGCAUGAUGUUCUGUUCAGUAUGUACGCAGAGUUAAAGACCCAGAAGAUUAAGAUUCCUUCUGAGAUGGCUACAAACCUUAUGAUUCUACACAGCUACAUUUUAGUGAAGACUCAUGUGAGACGUGGCGAUCACAUGAAGGGAGCACGUCUACUAAUCCGUGUGGCCAACAACAUCAGCAAGUUCCCAUCACACAUUGUGCCCAUUUUAACCUCAACUGUAAUCGAGUGUCACCGAGCAGGACUGAAGAACUCAGCCUUCAAUUUUGCUGCUAUGCUGAUGAGACCGGAAUAUCGUAAUAAAAUAGAUGUGAAAUACAAGAAGAAAAUUGAAGCCAUGGUCAGACACCCAGACACGACGGAGGCAGAGGAGCCCACAACAGCCUGUCCCUAUUGUGAAUUCUGGCUCCCAGAGUGUGAACUUCUGUGUCCUGGCUGCAAAAACAAUCUCCCCUACUGUAUUGCAACGGGUCAGCACAUGGUGCGAGGGGACUGGACUGUCUGCCCCCACUGUGACUUUCCUGCCCUCUACUCAGAAUUCAAAACCAUGUUACAGACUGACAACGUGUGUCCUAUGUGCUCUGAGAAGAUUGAUAUUGUUCAGCUUAAGAAAGUGCACGACUGCACACAGUACCUCAAGCCAGAAGAUGGGGACUAAUUACUUCAGAGCUCACGUGUUGUCUGGCAAGCAUCAAGGAGAAGCUGCAUUCUGCAUCUCUUCCCCACUAGGAUUUAAUAACCAUCAUCACAUCACUUCUGGUUUGUAACAACCUUGUA
Molecule: messenger RNA, 3742 nt
Organism: Indicator indicator
Lineage: Eukaryota; Metazoa; Chordata; Aves; Piciformes; Indicatoridae
Gene: WDR19
Product: WD repeat domain 19
Exons: 32
Coding region: 75-3623 (1182 amino acids)
Biological process (GO): intraciliary retrograde transport; cilium assembly
Cellular component (GO): cilium; intraciliary transport particle A
Molecular function (GO): protein binding
Source: RefSeq, a predicted model, not a curated record